GAGUACCAGCGGGAAACCCAUCUUCGCAUCUUCGAGUAACGAAACAAAGCGGUGUUGUGCAUGCAAUAAGGAAAACAAUAAUUUGAAUCGUCAGCAAUGGGCAAGAAACACAAGAAACAUCACAAAUCUGAGAAGAAUCUGCCAGAUGUACCAGUCACCAGAGAUUUGAGAGCAGAACCCCCACUUAAACUUGUUCUGAAAGUCGGAGGCAAGUUGCAAGAUGCAAAAACGGGGAAAUUUGACAUAUGUGUGAGCAAGCCGGAGGGCAAGUCGCAUCAUGCAACCUUGGAUGACCCCAGGGAUCACGCGCCCAAGUCCGAGUCCCACAAGAAGAAGAAAAAGAAGAGGAAGUGGCAUGAUGUUCAGAACAGCAACUCAGAGCAGGAAAAGGAGGGAGUGGAGACAGAGGGCAGUCAGGAGGAGCAGCCGAUGGAGACAGACGAACCUAAAGAGGACAUCAAACAGUUGCUAAGCAACAAGAUAAAAAUGUUGAAAAAGCAACGUUGCCCUGAAGAAGAGUCUUCAGAGAAGGCUGAGGAUUUGAUUGAGCAGGGAUCAGUGGCCAGUGAGAGGACGCCCCGCGACCAGGAACAGGAAGUGCAGCGACAGACCCCAAGCAUCAGAGAGAAGGAAAAUAUUGAGGCGAUGAAGGUCCCACUGAAGAAAGUUCUGGAGAGCCUCCAGAAGACCAUUCAAAGGAAAGACGUGGAUCAGUUCUUUGCUUGGCCAGUAAAUGAUGUCAUAGCGCCAGGCUAUUCCAGCAUCAUUCUCCACCCGAUGGACUUCAGCACCAUGAAGAAGAAGAUGGAUGCCAGCGAGUACACAAGCAUUGAGGAAUAUAAGUCGGACUUCUUGCUGAUGUGCGAGAAUGCGACCAUAUACAACCGUCCGGAGACCAUCUACUACAAGGCUGCCAAGAGGCUGCAAGCAGUGGGGCUCAAGUGCAUGAGCAAGGAGAAGUUGUCCAAUUUGAAGCGCACCUUUGGUUACCACGAGAGCUCCGACUUCAUCAAGUUUCGAACCAAGACCAGUAAGAGGUUACCCCAGAUCGACAUGGAUGCAUCAACUGAAGAUUCCAGCAUAAUGGACGUGCUGGAUUCAGAGGAUAGUAACAUACUGCCAACAGUCGGGUCGGGAAGUGUUGCUGAUGGCAAUGAGGAGGAGUCCGCCGAAGAGAUCAUCGAGCAAGCAAUGCAAGCCGCAAAAGAGGCCAGAGAUCGUCUGUCGGCCAGGUGCCCCAACUCAAAGCUGGGCUUCCUGAGGCGGGAUAAGACAGGCACCACCACCCUGGCCGUCCUGAACCCCAGCCUGGCCGGAGCGGAGGAGAGCAAACAGGUCAACCUGGGCAUGCUGACAGGGAGGCUGACCCAGGGCUCGGGCACGCUGCCAGGGUUCAGGGAGGAUAAGCGCAACAAGGCCGUGCCAGUGACCUACAUGACCCAUGGGCCGUUCAGCUCCUACGGUCCCCAGUACGAUUCGUCGUUUGCCAACAUCAGUAAAGAGGACUCUGACCUGUUGUAUUCAACCUAUGGAGAUGAGACUGGCGUGCAGUAUGCUCAAAGCAUAAGGGAAUAUGUUGAAGACUGCGAUGACUAUGUGCUGAAGCUUGUUGACAACCUGCUCAAUACGCUGACUAAAGGCCAACAUACCAAGACCAUGGCUGUAUUACAGAAGAAGCGUGGUGACAAGGAAUCAGAGAAUGCAAACCGCUCAGAUGGCCAGAGCACUUCAGGCAGUGGUACCAGUGAGACGGCCGGUUCCCAAGAUGUGGUCAAGAAGGAAAAUAAGGGGGUCUCAUCCCCCAUCCCGUUUGACUCUCUGCGGACUCUUUCGGACCUGGGCAUCGACGUGUCAUUUCUCCCAGCAUUCGAAAAACUCCUCGGCAGCGAUUCCUAUGCAGCAGCAGCCAGCGACUCGGCCGAAAUUGACAGCAAGCUGAAGAGCACCAGCGAGCUGAUCAGCGACCUGGAGAAGACGCAGUCGGCGCGGCUCAGCCAGAAGCCCCCCAGCCACCUCCAGUUCAUCCCCAAGCCCUCGGAGCAGGAGAGCAGCAUCGCCGAGAAGCUGACCCAGCAGUUACUCCAGCUGACCUCCAAGAUCAAACCCUCAGAUGUAGUGUCUACCGAAGCAGCCAGGGCAGCCAUGGGCAUCACAGCUGAUAUCCAAGGCGAUUUAGUCGAUGAAGUACAGGUACUAGACAAAGCCGACUCACCUCAGCCCUUGGAUGUUCAGGAGCACACCAUCGUAUGAUGACUGUCCCGCAUAAGUUGAUUUAGAUGGCCUUCCCAUUGGACUGUUGUCUAUAGAAACCACAGUGAUGACUGUCUGAAUGUUUCAAGUCUGCUUGGAUCUGUCACAACCGGAGAUUGUCCCCAGGGGAGAGUGGCCACUGAGAGCUUUGUGCACAAAUGACAGAGGACGCUGUUUAAACACAUUCAUAGCACAUUAGCAUUUCUAUUCAUUUGGUCUACGUGCACUGCCCAACAGUGUGAGCCAGUCAGGCUGAUUCCCUACCUCUCCGUAUAGACUUUAGAAGGAGGGGGGGUUGGGAACUAAGUCUGCUUGGAAAGUGCCCACCUCGCUGGUUCCUGUGCGCUUUUGUCACCUUUAGGUCAUUGAAUACCAGGGAAGUGACCUCUAUCAGGGUUGCUUCCCUAAAUCAACCUGAGGCUUCAUUCAUAUGAACUUCACCCACACAGUUAACACCUGUAAGCUGAGCACAGCUUUUUCCACUGUGAAGACAUCCACUUCAGGCUACCACUGCAAAGAGUCAAUGAGACGGUACUGCUCCAUUGUUAGGUCUUACCGAGUGAAGAUAUACUCACCUGUCUCCAUGUACGGGUUGUAACCACAGACUUCAUGCAGGAAUGACUCGUGACCAUUUUUCAAAAUCCGACUUCUAAAUGAUAGCAUCAGGUUCAGCAUCAGUAUUGAAUGUGAGCUUUAGAAGAUGUUCUUUCCAGAAACUGGUUUUUUUUAAUAUGAUAAAACAGGCCUACAUUUACUGAUGGAAUGAAA
Molecule: messenger RNA, 3018 nt
Organism: Acanthaster planci (crown-of-thorns starfish)
Lineage: Eukaryota; Metazoa; Echinodermata; Asteroidea; Valvatida; Acanthasteridae
Gene: brd7
Product: bromodomain containing 7
Biological process (GO): regulation of transcription by RNA polymerase II
Cellular component (GO): nucleus
Source: RefSeq, a predicted model, not a curated record